Molecule: messenger RNA, 456 nt
Organism: Aspergillus clavatus NRRL 1
Lineage: Eukaryota; Fungi; Ascomycota; Eurotiomycetes; Eurotiales; Aspergillaceae
Exons: 1
Coding region: 1-456 (151 amino acids)
Source: RefSeq, a predicted model, not a curated record
AUGGACACUUCCACCCGCAACCUUCAUUCCAUCACCCACUCCAAGCUCCAGGGCUCCAACAUACCCAUCCCAUCCUCCUCGGUCACACUCGGAUACACCCCCUCCGCGAUGGCAGCCCAACCGCAGAACAACCCGGCCUUCGCACCCGCCAACCAAGCAUCAUACAGCGCUGUCCUCCCUGCCUCGUCAGCGACAGCUCACCCUCCCUUCCAAGCCCCUGGCCAGCAAUAUCAUUACAGCCAAAACCCCGCCUCCCUCAGUGGUGUCCCGAUGCAACCGUCUUCCUCGACAGCGCCAGCACCAGCCUCCGCAGACAGCCACCCCCACCAACCCACCGGUUCGGGGGGUCCGUUGGCGACGGCGCCCUUCCUACGAGACUUUAGUCUUGUCGCUGAAGCGGCGAAACGGGCGCAGAUGUCGGUUGUGCUUCGGGAUCUGGAAAGCGUUACUCUAUAA